CAUUUCUGUUCUCACUUGCCAACUUCGGAUCGGCAUUUGUACCCUCAUUGUUCUUUCUAUCUACUUUCAUCUGGACAACUCUCGGCAAUAUGCCCUACAAACUUUCUGCUACACUUGCCGCUCAUACUUUAGAUGUGCGCGGCGUAGUGGCACCGACGAACGACCUCGUCUUGUCUGCAUCGAGAGAUUCCACCGCGAUUUCGUGGCAACGCUCUUCAUCGUCCUCGCCCUUUGCUCCAGAGUCGGUGUUGCGUGCGGGGUCGCGAUACGUAAACGCGGUGGCGUAUAUCUCAUCAUCCGUGGAGAAUUCGAAGGGAUAUGCUGUUACUGGCGGCCAGGACACCGUGAUUAACGUCUUCUCGCUAGAUUCUCCCAAGGACGAUCCCGAUUACACUUUGUUGGGUCAUUCGGAGAAUGUUUGUGCAUUAGAUGUGUCGGCUGGCGGUACUAUCAUAUCGGGCUCGUGGGAUAGGACGGGCAAAGUAUGGAAAUCCUUCCAGUUGGCGUACGACUUGAAGGGACACGACCAGUCUGUGUGGGCUGUCCUGGCUGUCGAUGAAGAGCAGUUCCUAACGGCAUCCGCGGAUAAAACCAUUAAACUCUGGCAACAACAUAAAUGCAUUUCCACUUUCAAAGGACACCGUGACGCCGUUCGCGGCUUGGCUCUGGUUCCUGACAUUGGCUUUGCUUCUUGUUCAAAUGACAGCGAAAUCCGUGUUUGGACACUUGGUGGCGACCUUAUUCAUUCAUUAUCGGGUCAUACAUCUUUUGUUUACAGCCUAUCCGUACUACCUAACGGUGACAUCGUUUCCGGCGGCGAGGACCGAUCUGUACGUGUUUGGAAAGACGGGGAAUGCACCCAAGUCAUCACACACCCUGCUAUAUCCGUAUGGACUGUAUCCUCAAUGCCUAAUGGUGACAUUGUUAGUGGCUGUAGUGAUGGAGUGGUGCGCGUAUUCAGUGCCUCCGAAGAGCGCUGGGCAUCAGAAGCAGACUUGAAAGCAUACGACAGCGCUGUAGCUAGUCAAGCUCUUCCCUCCCAACAGGUAGGAGAUGUGAAAAAAAGUGACCUUCCUGGCCCAGAAGCACUGAGUACUCCAGGUGAUGCGCCCGGUAAGGUCAAAAUGAUCCGGAAUGGUAAUGUUGUCGAAGCACACGAGUGGGAUGCCACUAGUUUCACAUGGAAAAAAAUUGGAGACGUUGUUGACGCGGUCGGCCAGGGUCGGCGACAGCUCCAUGAAGGCAAGGAGUAUGACUACGUAUUUGACGUUGACAUUCAAGACGGGGUGCCUCCUUUGAAGCUCCCUUAUAACGCCUCGGAAAACCCAUAUGCUGCCGCCCAACGGUUCCUUGAAAAGAACGACCUACCACUAAGCUAUAUCGAUCAGGUGGUACGGUUCAUCGAGAAAAAUACCUCCGGUGUAAAUCUGGGGUCCGGUGGAGAGGAAUAUGUGGAUCCAUUUACGGGUGCGUCCCGGUAUAGAAGUUCUGCUGCUUCUGUUCCCGCUUCAGGCCCUCCAUCAGCCUAUGUGGAUCCUUAUACCGGCGCUUCUCGGUAUAUGGCGAGUUCUUCCACUCCCGCGACGGCUCAACCUGCUUCCUCUUCUGCCUACAUGGAUCCUUUCACUGGCGCGUCAAGGUACUCCGGUGCACCACCCCAGAGCGCACCGCCGCCGCCCAAACCGUCAAUUCUGCCAGUUCCGACUCCCUUGACAUUCAAGCAGGCCAACGUAUCUGCAAUGCAAAGCAAACUCUUCGAGUUCAAUGAUAGUCUGAGCCAUGAAAUUUCAACUGCCACGUUGGCCAUGUAUCCUCAAGAGGUCACGGCUGUCGACGAUAUCUUUGUCUAUUUGUCAACGGUUUCGCCGACGUCAUCAGGACCCUCAUUGAUGUCUGCUUCACAUGCCGAUGCUAUCUCACACAUCCUAGAAAGAUGGCCUCAGUCGCAGUUGUUCCCUGUUCUUGAUUUAGCUCGCCUCAUGACCGGGUUCUGCCCGGAUGUUUUCGCAACAUCCGGUGCAAGGAACCAGCUCUUACAGACUCUGCUCACGGCCGGGGAAUGGGACUCUCCUUGGGUGGCCCCUUUAAGCAGGGACCGGCAGACAAAUGUAUCGCUUGUUUUGAGGGCUCUGGCGAAUACGCUUCAAGAGAAAGCCCAGAUAGACGAGACGUGGCCGAACGGGAUAUUGCAAGCUUUGGACGCAGUUGAUUUUCCUGUGUUGGAUAAGAGAAACCGGCUCCCGUUGGCUUCUCUUUUGUUCAACAUCUCAUGUGUAGCCCUCCGCACACAGUUACCUCCAGACCAGCAUGAGCUUCACAUCACAUUGACACUUCGGCUUCUACGGCUGGAGAUAAACGAAUCGGAAGUUGUUUACCGUGGCCUUGUCGGGCUUGGCAAUGCGCUACUUGCAUUGAAAAGACAGGGCUCGACCACCUCUCAGGUGGACGCUAUCCCACCAAUACUCACUUCUCUGGAAAACAAGUAUCCGGAGGAGCGGGUCCUGAAUAUAAUUCGAGAGAUCUCCGCACUGUAAGAAUGGGAUAUAGGUUGUUUAUGUUCUCUCCUUUCUCGUUGUUCAUGGAUUUAGAAUCUGGACCAUAAUAAGAGGGCUCUUCUCUACGUGAUAUCAGUUUUUUCUUUCUUUCCUCCUGCCGACUCAUGCUAGCUUUACUUUGUGCCUUUUCGUGGAAUGGUUUCGCGGUUUUGCGCUACUCUUGAAAGAUGAAUUGUGAUAUUAAAGACUGGGAUAUAAUGACGAUGUAUCAAACACGGAUGGUACCUAUCCUUAUGUGCUAGUCUACUAGUACUAGUGACAUGAUUGUGGUUUCGGGUGAUGGAGAAUCAGAAUCGGCGUUUAUCUGC
Molecule: messenger RNA, 2863 nt
Organism: Guyanagaster necrorhizus
Lineage: Eukaryota; Fungi; Basidiomycota; Agaricomycetes; Agaricales; Physalacriaceae
Product: phospholipase A-2-activating protein
Exons: 18
Coding region: 90-2534 (814 amino acids)
Biological process (GO): ubiquitin recycling; proteasome-mediated ubiquitin-dependent protein catabolic process
Cellular component (GO): nucleus; cytoplasm
Molecular function (GO): ubiquitin binding
Source: RefSeq, a predicted model, not a curated record